AUGAAAAUGAAAAACGAAGUCAAAGUUGAAUCUUCAAAUGUCGAUUUAGUUUCUGUUGUCAAUUAUACACAUAACAAAUUGAAAAAUAAUCUUUCUAAUACUACUGACAACAAAGCAACGACAGAUGAUAUUGAGUCAAAUCUUCCAUCGAUACCAGUCAUUCUGUCUACAUCACCCAAACAGUCACAAGAUAAUGUAGAUAAUAUUCGUCCAGCCUGUUUAGUUAGUCGAAUACUAUCUCCGAUAAACAGUACAAAUUUUUCCACAUCAUUGUCGCCUCCAUCAUCCUCUACCACAACAUCGUCAACAUCGCCCGUUAAAUUACAUCGGCGAACAUUUAACAUCUGUGAUAUUUUGGGUGCUGAUAACAACAACAACAACACAAAUAAUGAUCUCGUUGACGAUAAUAAUAAUAAAAAUCGACAAGAGACAACAAAAAAUGAAAUGAUUUUUCUAUUAAAAAAACCCAAAGCUCAUCGUUUAUCUGAUAUAAUAAAAGAUUAUUCAUCCACUACUACCGUCAUAAAUCAAGUACAAAAAAAUGAUAAAAAAUAUUUGACAUCUGCACCAAACUCUCAUUUGAUAAAAGAUGAAAAAUAUGACAAUAGAAAAUCUAUUAAACGAACAUUUUCACAUUCAGACGAUGAUUCACUAAGUGAUUGUGAUGCAUUAGAUGAUCAAUUAUCAGAAAAUGGUGAUAAACGAGAUGGUAGUCCAGAUUUAAAUGCUUCAAUUAGUGAUGGUGAUAAAUCAAAAUCAUCAUCAUCAUCCGAUAAACCAUCAAAACAACGUCGAGCACGCACUGCCUUUACCUAUGAACAAUUGGUUGCAUUAGAAAAUAAAUUUAAACAAACACGUUAUUUAUCUGUAUGUGAACGACUAAAUCUCGCUUUAUCAUUAUCAUUAACUGAAACACAAGUAAAAAUAUGGUUUCAAAAUCGUCGAACAAAAUGGAAAAAACAAAAUCCCGGUUUGGAUGUUAAUAGUCCAACAAUACCUACAUCAACAAAUGGAUGUUCGUCACCAUAUGCAGCGGCAGCUGCCUUAUGCGCUGCACAAUUUGGAUUUCCUUCUUCACAUUUAUCGCAUUCCGCAGCCGCUGGUUAUCCUUUAAUGUCACCACUCUAUGCACAUGCUCUUUAUGCAAGAAAAUUUUCUUGA
Molecule: messenger RNA, 1161 nt
Organism: Didymodactylos carnosus
Lineage: Eukaryota; Metazoa; Rotifera; Eurotatoria; Philodinida; Philodinidae
Source: the annotation of a GenBank genome assembly